GCAGAAGGAGGUCUCUUGCUUUCUGUCCCCCCUCCCCCUCUUUCUCGCUCUCUCUCACUGUGAAUUCUUCAUAGACGCAGUUUGUCUCCCAGACACAACUGUGCAUUCCAAGUUACUUGUCCCUUAAUUAGAUCAUGUAUCACCUGAGUUUCAAUUGUUUUCUCCUAGCACUGGUAAACCUCUCAGUUACCACAGCGCAUUUUAACAUUUACCAGGUGCCCAGGUUUUACAGCACCAAAGUCGGUAGGAGAGUAAGCAUGUUGUGCUACUGCAAGAAUUUAAAUAAGGGAAAGCUGCAGGUGGAGUGGUACAAGGCAGAGAAGUACAUAGAUACGCAUAGGUUGAAGCUGGAAAACUCCAGGGCCAUCAACGAUUCAGGCAGUCUGCACAUCCUGAAAGUGGAGGUCAAGGACAGUGGCAUUUACUUCUGCAAGAUCAACAAAACUUGGGGACUUGGAACCGAGUUACAAGUGAUCAGACACAUCGAUCAAACAGCAGCAGAGAGGAGGAGCAAGAUGAAAGACCUGAUCAUUUUCAUCCAGACUUUCUUCCUCAUGCUGUGUAUAGCUCUUUUCUGGAUCAAAUGUAACAAACUAGUGAACAAAGAAGAGGCUGUAUAUGAGGAACCUGAGGAUGACCACACAUAUGAAGGUCUGGAAAUCGAGCACUGUGGUGGUGACCUUUAUGAAGACAUUCAUGCUUAUUCUCAGUGCCAGGAAGCAGAAGAAUCCUUGGAGUCCCCGGAUCGAGAGUGAUAAAGUUUUACACAUAGUAAAAGCUACUAUGUAGCAGGGAAUACCAGAAUGAUAAGGGUACUGGCAGGGCAAGGCCAUUUUUUUUUUAAGGUAUUUAGUCCAAGAUGAAUGGUAUUAGGAGACUGAACAUUGCUCUGGAUGAAACAUUUGUACGCAUCCUGAUUUGUUACUGGAAUUUUUGUAUUUAGAUUACAUUAGAAUUUAAAUAGAGUUUAAAUUGAGGCAAUAUAUAUGUCUAUAUUCACAAACACACAUCCAGUACAUGCACACACACACACACACACACACACACAAUUACUUUGUGCAUCUCAAUGUUAUUUGUUAUAUUACUGUAUUUUAUUAGUCAUGUAUUGCUUUAUUACAUGGCAUGUUUCCAAACAACAAAAAUAUUUCUUCUGCUGAGUUUAUGACUAGCUUAAGCUUGGUUUGUUGAAAAUGUAAAGGUGCUCUGUGUAAGAAACAAACUAGAGAAGAACUGGUCUGGUGUAGUGGAGGUUUUGUCCUCCAGAAUAAAGACAUGUGGUGCUUUCUCAUUCA
Electrophorus electricus (electric eel) is the source of this 1292-nucleotide messenger RNA. RefSeq names its product CD79b molecule, immunoglobulin-associated beta (gene cd79b). Lineage: Eukaryota; Metazoa; Chordata; Actinopteri; Gymnotiformes; Gymnotidae. Gene Ontology annotation, cellular component: B cell receptor complex; external side of plasma membrane. Gene Ontology annotation, biological process: B cell differentiation; B cell receptor signaling pathway. The record is from RefSeq and is a predicted model, not a curated record.